CGGGGGCUGACGUGGCCGGGCCGGCCAGUGGACCUGCUGGGCUGUGCCCGCGACAGACGUAGGGAUCCUGGAGUGAGGCGCGGGCGUGCGAGCCGGGGCGAUGCCGCUGGAGCUGGAGCUGUGCCCCGGGCGCUGGGUGGGAGGGCAGCACCCAUGCUUCAUCAUUGCCGAGAUCGGCCAGAACCAUCAGGGCGACCUGGACGUGGCCAAGCGCAUGAUCCGCACGGCCAAGGAGUGUGGGGCUGAUUGUGCCAAGUUCCAGAAGAGUGAGCUGGAAUUCAAGUUUAACCGGAAGGCUCUACAGAGGCCGUACACUUCAAAACACUCCUGGGGAAAGACAUAUGGAGAGCACAAACGGCACCUAGAAUUCAGCCAUGCCCAGUACAAGGAGCUGCAGCAAUAUGCCCAGGAGAUCGGCAUUUUCUUCACUGCCUCUGGCAUGGACGAGAUGGCAGUUGAGUUUCUACAUGAACUGAACGUUCCAUUCUUCAAAGUUGGAUCUGGAGACACAAACAAUUUUCCAUAUCUAGAGAAGACAGCCAAGAAAGGUCGUCCGAUGGUGAUCUCCAGCGGGAUGCAGUCAAUGGACACCAUGAAGCAAGUCUAUCAGAUUGUAAAGCCCCUGAACCCCAACUUCUGCUUCCUCCAGUGCACCAGCGCAUACCCACUGCAGCCUGAGGAUGCCAAUCUGCGAGUCAUCUCGGAGUAUCAGAAGCUUUUCCCUGAUAUCCCCAUAGGGUAUUCUGGGCACGAGACGGGCAUAGCAAUAUCUGUGGCUGCUGUGGCUCUGGGAGCCAAGGUGCUGGAACGUCACAUAACUCUGGAUAAGACCUGGAAGGGAAGUGACCAUUCAGCCUCACUGGAGCCUGGAGAGCUGGCCGAGCUAGUGCGGUCUGUGCGCCUUGUGGAGAGGGCACUCGGCUCUCCAAGCAAGCAACUGCUGCCCUGUGAGAUGGCCUGCAAUGAGAAGCUGGGCAAGUCUGUGGUGGCCAAGGUGAAAAUCCCAGAAGGCACCGUUCUAACCCUGGACAUGCUCACAGUGAAGGUGGGCGAGCCCAAAGGCUAUCCUCCUGAGGAUAUCUUUAAUCUGGUGGGCAAGAAGGUUCUGGUCACUGUUGAAGAAGAUGAUACUAUCCUGGAAGAAUCAGUAGAAAAUCAUGGCAAGAAAAUCAAGUCUUAAAAUAAAGUGCGAUCCUCUGAAUUUUCAGUCA
Molecule: messenger RNA, 1211 nt
Organism: Dipodomys ordii (Ord's kangaroo rat)
Lineage: Eukaryota; Metazoa; Chordata; Mammalia; Rodentia; Heteromyidae
Gene: Nans
Product: N-acetylneuraminic acid synthase
Exons: 6
Coding region: 101-1180 (359 amino acids)
Biological process (GO): carbohydrate biosynthetic process
Molecular function (GO): N-acylneuraminate-9-phosphate synthase activity
Source: RefSeq, a predicted model, not a curated record